AUGUGGUUCUCAUCCUUCCCUCCUGUUGCUGCUGCUUCUGCCGCGACAGUGAAGAGGAGGAGACGUCGGACGCGACAGUGUCGCUCGCUGCUCAAACGGAUCACACGGUUUUCCUGAAGUCGUUCAUAUCUAAGUAGAAUAGAACAGUUUGUGGCUCAAACAAAGCUCUUUCUGGGCAACUUUAACGCGCUCCUGUUCACAGUUUAGAGGAUUUAUCUGGUGACAGACAGGUGCGCACUGUGCGCACAGAGGGAUGGGCAGACGCGAAGCAGACGGCAGAGGCGCAGUGAACACCAGCGACCGCUCCGAGGAGCUCGGUUGUCUCCAGAACGCCUCGUCUCACGGCCACCGAGCCCGGGAGGAGUCACUGUCCCGGAGGCAGCUGGACAGACAGAGGCAGCCGGAGAGAAUGGAGGCGACUGUCACAUCCGAGCCCGUGGAAGUGAAGAAGCACCAGCACAAACACAACUUGAAGCACCGCUAUGAGGUGAUGGAGACUCUGGGAAAAGGCACCUACGGCAAAGUGAAGAGGGCGCUGGAGAGGGCGAGUCUGAAGACGGUGGCAAUCAAGUCAAUUCGCAAGGAGCGUAUCACUGAUGACCUGGACAAAAUUCACAUCCAGAGAGAGAUCGAGAUCACCUCCUCGCUCAGACACGCAAACAUCAUACGCUUCCACGAGGUGUUCGAGAGCCGGGAUAAGAUUGUGAUCGUGAUGGAGUACGCCAGCCGAGGAGAGCUGUACGAUUACAUCCAGGAGAGGAGGAGACUGUCAGAGACAGAAGCCAGAGGCAUCUUCAGGCAAAUCACAUCUGCCGUCCACUACUGCCACAAGAAUGGCGUGGUGCACCGCGACCUCAAACUGGAGAACAUCCUGUUAGACCAAGACUUCAACGUAAAGCUGGCUGACUUUGGCCUCUCCAAUCAUUUCCAGCGGGGCUCUCUGUUGCAGACCUACUGUGGAAGUCCUCUCUAUGCGGCGCCAGAGAUAGUGAAAGGGCUGCCAUACCAGGGACCAGAGGUGGACUGCUGGGCUCUGGGUGUGUUGCUCUACGCUCUGGUGUACAGCAGCAUGCCGUUUGAUGGCGCCAGUCACGCCACACUCACUGAGCAGAUCAGCCAAGGUCGCUAUCACAGACCCAACCCCCCCUCAGACGCCUGCGCUCUUAUCGACUGGUUGUUGACGGUGCGCACGGACGAGAGAGCCACGAUAGAGGACGUAGCCAACCACUGGUGGGUGAACUGGGGUUAUGAAGAGAGUGUGUGUGACUGCCCUUCACCUCCGCACCAAGAGUGCCCCUCCCCCCUGCUGGCUCGCUACAUCGACUGGCAGAAUCGGGUCGCCACUGCCGGCAACAACAUGACGGCUGACGCGUCCUCGGCCCGGCGCUCUCACCACCACUUUUACUUUAGCCUACCUCUGAAGAGCGAUCGUGGUGCAGGGAGGACACGUGGAGGAGGGAUGUCGAGCCUCAGGAAGUCACGCAAGGAGAACGCAAUUCCCCAGACUGCACAGGGAGCAUGUGGUGGCGCUUGUCCCACAGCUGCCUCCUCUACUGUGGUCACUUCCACUUUUGAACGAAAGAAACCCAAAGGGAUUCUGAAACCCCAGUGGAGCAUUGACUCCGUGUUUCACAGUCCUCCGAAGGAAAACUCUCCCUCCCAGCUGUGUAAUUCUUCUCCACAGACUUGUCGAACACAUGCACUUGCCCACACUCGUGCUGAGGUGCUGUCCACCAGCCUGCCGUCCCCCACAACAUUCAGUCAGCCCUCAUCUAAAAUGCCCAAAAAGGGGAUACUAAAGAACAUGUAUGGAGGGGAGUCUGCCUCAGAAAGAAGGGGCUCUGGAGUAGGAGUUAAAGAGACCAUUGCAGGAGAUUCGUGCACCUACAAACAGCACAGUCGCCUCCCAGCAGUAGAAGAUAGUCCCACCAUGCGCACAGAGGCAGUAAGACGAAGGAAGGGCAUUCUGAAACGUAACGGCAAGUUUUCACGCAGCCUGGACCUUCCCGAUGACCUCCACCUGUCGUCUCCCACUGCAGCCCCUGCAAUGUUCCCUGAGGCUUUGCAGCAGCUCCUCCACACCACCGGGGGCAUCGAGGGCCGACGUAGCCGACCCUCCAGUGUGGUGAGUGAGGACAGCAUCUUCUCUUCCGAUUCCUUUGACCUGCUGGACCUCAGUGCCCAGUCACGACGCAGGAUUUUCUCUCGGGGGAAGCAGCGCAGCGCCGGCAGCUCGGAGGAGGAGCCUGAGCCGCUGACAGCCGAGGCGGACAGUGUCAAUGAAGACAGAGGCAGACGGAGAGGAGCGCUCACGUAACCCUACAAACAUCCACUUCUACUGAGGUGAUCAGUCUCUGCUGAAACACAGUGGGAAGGCUGAGGACACAAACUCUCUUGAGCAUUGUACUGAGCAUGUUUUUCUGUGAUCGGCCAGACACUGUGGAUCUGCAGAAAUGGCACCUGAAUGUGGCAGAAUUGACGGAAUCUAAAUGUGUGUUUACAUCGAAUUUGAGUAAAGCCUGUUCUGCAAACCUUAUUGCACAUGUCAAUUACUUUGGAUGACGCCAGUGACGCACAAUAUCAAAUGCAAUGCUAAGAUACAGAGUCGAAAUCUUUCAACUCGUCAAAAUUGCUUGAUGCGUUUUCACCAUAGACCAUAUCUUUAAAAAAAAAUGGACACAGUCUUCCAGUUUCCUACCUGGAACUAACACUAUAAUGAAUGGCCACCAGGGGGCGACUCUUGCUAAAAGAACUCUAUUUUAAUUGAAUUCUUUGGGGAAAAAUGACUUUUCACUUAGUUUAUUACAUUGCUAUUGCCACAUUGAUCCCAUUUGUGGGAAAUCGGCAAUAAAUGAUGGCACAGUUGAAACAGGAUGCGAGCAAAGUGUGUCGUGCAAACUAAAUGACCUAAGUCAAUCACUUUGAACAUCACAUUACGUUAAACGUGCAAAGUUGGAGUUUUUCAACUCUUGUCAUGAUUGCGUGAUGCGAUUUCACCAUAGAUCAUAUUUAAAUAUGUUGACAUAGUUUCCUCCCUGCCACCAGGGGGCGACUUUGCUGGUUGUUGAAAUAACUCUAUUUGAAGUUUUUGGGAACAUUAGCAUUCUCAACAUUUUAAACAUUUUCCUGAAAAGUGAAUGGUCUCAGUCGCCACUUCGGCUCUUCUUCAAUAGCACAUUUUAUGUAAAUGAUGUGCUG
This is a messenger RNA of Solea solea (common sole), 3198 nucleotides long. RefSeq names its product NUAK family SNF1-like kinase 1. The transcript is spliced from 7 exons. Bases 254 to 2317 code for a protein of 687 amino acids. Lineage: Eukaryota; Metazoa; Chordata; Actinopteri; Pleuronectiformes; Soleidae. The record is from RefSeq and is a predicted model, not a curated record. Gene Ontology annotation, biological process: intracellular signal transduction; protein phosphorylation; microtubule cytoskeleton organization. Gene Ontology annotation, molecular function: tau-protein kinase activity; ATP binding; protein serine/threonine kinase activity. Gene Ontology annotation, cellular component: cytoplasm.